Molecule: messenger RNA, 1315 nt
Organism: Hibiscus syriacus
Lineage: Eukaryota; Viridiplantae; Streptophyta; Magnoliopsida; Malvales; Malvaceae
Product: probable voltage-gated potassium channel subunit beta
Exons: 5
Coding region: 53-1039 (328 amino acids)
Source: RefSeq, a predicted model, not a curated record
UCUUCUACUCUGUUUCACUUCUACCGCUAUCUUCUCUUCUCCACCAUAAAAAAUGCAGUACAAAAAUCUGGGCAGAUCAGGUUUGAAGGUGAGUCAACUAUCAUACGGAGCAUGGGUGAGUUUCGGAAACCAACUCGAUGUUAAAGAAGUGAAGUCACUUCUCCAGUGCUGUAAAGACAACGGGGUCAACUUUUUCGAUAACGCCGAGGUUUACGCCAAUGGCCGAGCCGAGGAGAUCAUGGGUCAGGCUAUUCGGGAACUUGGGUGGAAACGAUCGGAUCUGGUGGUUUCCACCAAGAUCUUCUGGGGUGGUCCAGGGCCUAAUGAUAAGGGUUUGUCUAGGAAACAUAUUGCUGAAGGAACUAAGGCCUCCUUGAAGAGGCUUGAUAUGGAUUACGUUGAUGUGAUCUAUUGUCAUAGGCCAGACACCUAUACUCCAAUUGAGGAGACAGUGAGAGCUAUGAAUUAUGUGAUCGAUAAGGGUUGGGCAUUUUAUUGGGGGACAAGUGAGUGGUCUGCACAACAGAUUACGGAAGCAUGGGGAGUAGCUGAGAGGUUGGACUUGGUGGGCCCGAUUGUGGAGCAGCCGGAGUAUAAUUUAUUGACUAGGCACAAGGUUGAAUCCGAGUACCUUCCUCUGUACACCAACUAUGGCCUAGGUCUUACCACCUGGAGUCCUCUUUCAUCAGGAGUGCUUACUGGAAAAUACAGCAAAGGAACAGUACCUCCUGACAGUCGGUUUGCUUUAGAAAAUUUCAAAAAUCUUGCUAACCGAUCACUAGUUGAUGAUGUCUUGAAGAAAGUCAAUGGACUGAAGCCAAUUGCUGAUGAACUUGGUGUGCCUUUAGCUCAACUCGCAAUUGCAUGGUGUGCUGCAAAUCCUAAUGUAUCAUCGGUUAUUACUGGUGCUACAAAGGAAUCUCAGAUUCAAGAGAACAUGAAAGCACUUGAUGUGAUCCCAUUACUAACUCCUGCUGUCAUGGAGAAGAUCGAGACGGUUGUUCAAAGCAAGCCGAAGCGUCCGGAUUCGUACAGGUAGAUGCCAGAUGCCUAUUGCUUGAUUAGCACGUCAUUGCUUUAGCAGUCUUUUUAGAGCUUAUGAUUAUGCCUCACGUGUCGUAUCAAAUUUGUGUACUUGGAUUGGUGAGAUGGUGUACUUUUAAGAUUGGAACUUUGGUUGUGUUCCUUAUUACAAUGGUCCGAGGUCUUACAGAUGAAAUGAAUUUGGAAAUGGUGUGCUAGUGAUGAUGGAUUGUGAAUGGUUUACAAUUGAACUCCAUUCUAUUUUAUUUUAUAAUUUCUGUUUUGAUUUGAA